AGCAGUACAGUGGUGCCUAACCUGACCUUCAAGGAGCGAUUGAGUGGCCUAACCCGAUCAUCGAUAAGCGGUAGCGUGACCUAGGCAGAAGGAUGACCUCGCCCCUGAUGUUCUUUCGAGCGGUGCCGGUGGCCCUGAUCCGGCUGCUGCUGCUGGUGGUGAUCCGGGAGGCUGGUGAACACGUCUACGACGCCUCCGCCAGGCUCAUUGACCAGUACGACUUUGUCGUCGUUGGUGGCGGAUCUGCAGGCUGCGCCGUCGCUACGCGGUUGGCGGAGAUCGGGAAAUGGAAGGUGCUCCUGCUGGAGGCCGGAGGGACCCCUCCGCCAGAAAGCCAUGUUCCAGGCCUCCAUCAACUCCUCCUCCUUGGCGACCACGACUGGAAGUACUACUCGGCGCCACAUAAAAACAUAUUUUUCGGCUUCACGGGUAACCGAACCCCUUAUCCACGGGGACGGGUCAUAGGCGGCUCAUCAGUCAUCAACUCCAUGUUCUACUUGCGAGGCCACAGGAAUGACUACGAUAACUGGGAAGCCCUUGGCAAUCCUGGCUGGGGGUUCAAGGACGUCUUCCCGUACUUCCUCAAGAUGGAGGACUACAGGGGCAAGAUCACCAAGAAAAAUGCUCACCUUCAUGGGUUCGGCGGGCCUCUGACAGUGGAGAACAAGAAGUGGAGAACUCCAAUAGUGCAGGGAUGGCUGAAGGCUGGGAAGCUGUUCGGGUACAAUACAGUGGAUCCCAGCGACCCUAACCUUAUAGGCUUCUCUGUGGUGGACUACACAACGAGGAACAGCAUGCGUUGGUCCACGGCCGAAGCCUACGUCAAGCCCUCAACCUUCAGAUCCAACCUUCAUGUCGUCCUCAAUGCACACGUCACUCAGAUAUUAUUUAACGAGAAGAAGAGAGCAGUAGGAGUCAAAUUCCUGCACAAGGGAAAGGUAAAGUCAGUACACGCCAGGCGGGAGGUGAUCUUGUCUGCUGGCGCCAUCAACUCUCCCCAGAUCCUGAUGCUGUCUGGCGUGGGACCCGCCGACCAGCUUGACCGCCACGGUAUUCCGUUGGUGGCGAACGUUCCGGGCGUUGGCCGAAACCUGAUGGAUCACGCCUACCUCAACGGCAUCUCUUGGACCACCAGGAACGGAUCGUCAUUCAACGUUCUGGACACCGCCAGGCCCGAGGUUCUGAAGGAGUACAUCCAUCGGAGGGACGGACUGCUGACAACGGCCGUCUCCAUCGAGGCUUAUGCGUAUCCGCUGGCGGAAGUUGGAGACCCCAACUGGCCCGAAGUGCAGGUCACCUUCCUACCCUUUACCGUCGGCAACGACUUCGGCAUCCUCUCCUCCCACAUUCUUGGCUUCAGAAAGGACCUCUACCACCAGUACUUCGUCAAUCUGGGUGGGCGGGAAGGGUUCUCCAUCACUCCCUUUCUCGCCAGACCCAAGAGCAGAGGAUCCAUCACCCUCAGGUCCGCCGACCCGUUCGACCCGCCAGUCAUCGACCUCAACUACUUCGACCACCCCGACGACAUGGCAGCGUUUAUCAGAGGUAUAAGGUUCGGUAUUAAAAUUGGAGAGUCACCUCCUCUCAAAGAUGACUUCGAUGCCGUGUUCUACGACCGUGUGCUGCCGGGGUGCGAGCACGAGGUUCUCUACUCUGACAAGUACUGGGAGUGCUACGCCAGGAGUCUCGCGGGGACCAUCUACCACCCUACCGGCACUUGCAAGAUGGGCCCCACCUCAGACCCCUACAGUGUCGUCGACGCCCAGCUCAGGGUCCGGGGCGUGGCGGGCCUGCGUGUGAUAGAUGCCUCCAUCAUGCCAGCAAUUACCACCACUAACACCAAUGCCCCAACCAUCAUGAUCGGAGAGAAGGCCGCCGAUAUGAUCAAGUUGCACUGGGGAGCUCCCAUCAGUACCCCGCUGGGAUAAGAACGACCAGUGAUCGAAGCGCAUCUGAAAGGUUUUAGCUUUAUGUCCUGUGCCGGUGUACUCGUCUUGUGUGUUGUUUUGCUUUCCUGUUGAGGGGUGACUCGUCCAAGCUACGAUGUUUACUACAGUGUUGCAGAUGUUUGUCGCAUGAUUUCCACCGAGGUGCUGUGCAUGGCUGAUAAGUUGAUACAUCUCUGGCAACUCACGUAGGUCUCAAUGAAGUUAGUUGGGCUUUAUUUGAGUCAAUACUUGAAUUAGUCCAGACCUGACCUUAGUCAGUUUAGGUCUAAGUGAGAGUCACCUGAGCAUCAGGUAAGUCAUGUAAUCCUCAUUUGAAUCAGUUUGCCCUCAUCUUAGUUAGGUGGUCAUCAGUUGAGUUACAUACGAAUGAACCGAGUCCGGUGAACCUUAGCUGAGUCCAGCGAGUCUUAGCUGAGGUUGGUGAGUCUCAGUUAGCCCAGAUUCAACAGGUGUCUAUCUGCUAUACAAAACAUCUUUAAUUUGUGGGGCUGGAAGAUUGCGAUCGGUCGAUUAAAUCUCUCCUCUAACUGAACCCGCUCUUAGACUCAUAUGUAUGUUCUAAAAGCCGAAUCCUGUGGAUGAGGUGAGGAAUAAGGAGCAGCAGAUACCUGAGUAAGUUGUGCCGCCAUAGGUAAUCAUUAAAUACCGAGGUGGUGGCGUAGAGGGUCGUAUCACUGCCCUGUUGUCCCAGCGCAACCCGUCCUCUUAAAAAUAACGUCACUUUUCGCUGGUAUGCGCACUAUGGGCAAAUUUGGACGUAAUUUGAAAUAAAAUCGACUCACAAAAGUGACGUACUGUUCCGUUUUCUGUUUGAGUCGUCCGGCUUACUCGGCCCGCUUAGAAAAGGAUUCUUUUCGCGACCCAGGUUCGAGGCGCCAGCUUAAGCUUUCAUUGUUGCGCUGAUCCGGUUUCUCUCGUUUUUUCAAUCAGUGAAGUAAAUUAAAGCCCUGGAAAAAAAUAGCAUAUGAAUAGGGGAAAUUGUAGAAGGGCGGCCUAUUGGCCCAUAGGAGGCAAACUCCUAUUAUGUCUAACCUACGUUUGAAACAAUCCAGGGACUCUUACGUCAAUUAUAUUACUCGUUAAUUUAUUACAGAAAUGUGCAGCCCCAGUCACACUGUAAUAUUUAUCCAGGUCUUUUAUGAAUCUAAUAGAGUUUUCACCUUACGUUUCACUGCCACUGGAUUGCCUCUGUUCCUUGCAGUAAUUGAUGUAACUAGAUGUUAAAACAUUGGCAGAUUGUGUUGUAAAGAAAAUAUAUUUAAUUAUUUAUUUAUUUAUUUAUUUAUUUAUUUAUUUAUUUAUAAGAACGUUAAAUGGGUUAGUUUAGAAUAUUUUAUGUGCAAACGGUACAUGCAUGGUACAAUACAACCCUAUGGUGUUGAAUUGUGCAACCUGUUCUCCAAAGGCACAAACUAUGGUCUUGAAUGUUAUUUGUCCCACAAAACCAUUAACAUGAUGCUAAAUUACCCAUCCCGGUUCCAGUGCCUGGUUAAGGCCUAAUGGCCAACAUGCCAAUAACAACACAGUAAUAGUAAUAAUAAUAAUGAACAAUGAAAUCACAGUACCCAGAAUGUAUCAAUGAUAAUAUCAGUAGGAGCUAUGAGGAGGAUUCGAACUUGCACACUUGGUAUUCUCAUGCACACACGCCUACACCACGAGUUGGUGUAGUUUGACAACCCGUCCUCAGACCAAGUCCAUUCCAUCCAGAGGUCGAC
Procambarus clarkii (red swamp crayfish) is the source of this 3664-nucleotide messenger RNA. RefSeq names its product glucose dehydrogenase [FAD, quinone]. Gene Ontology annotation, molecular function: flavin adenine dinucleotide binding; oxidoreductase activity, acting on CH-OH group of donors. The record is from RefSeq and is a predicted model, not a curated record. Lineage: Eukaryota; Metazoa; Arthropoda; Malacostraca; Decapoda; Cambaridae.